Scophthalmus maximus (turbot) is the source of this 5615-nucleotide messenger RNA. RefSeq names its product unconventional myosin-Vb. Gene Ontology annotation, cellular component: actin cytoskeleton; cytoplasm; vesicle. The transcript has 35 exons. Gene Ontology annotation, molecular function: ATP binding; actin filament binding; microfilament motor activity. The record is from RefSeq and is a predicted model, not a curated record. Lineage: Eukaryota; Metazoa; Chordata; Actinopteri; Pleuronectiformes; Scophthalmidae. The coding region runs from base 141 to 5120 and encodes 1659 amino acids. Gene Ontology annotation, biological process: vesicle transport along actin filament; actin filament organization.
AGUGCAAGACACUGUCACUGACACUGCAGAGGAGCGGAGGAUAAACCGGCUGAUUCUUCAGAGGGGACGUCUGCAUGUUUCCAUUUCUGGCUUCCUGACGUUCAAAGUAAUGUUCCCCCGCUUGCUUUAAAGUAGUUGAUAUGGCAACACUAGAGUUAUACAGCAAGGGAGCAAGUGUGUGGAUCCCUGAUCCAGAUGCAGUCUGGGUUUCAGCCCAGCUCCUCCAGGACUACGCUCAUGGAGACAAACAUCUCCUGCUCCAGCUCUCUAAUGGAAAAGAGAUUCAGUAUCCAGUGGGCUCUCCUCCCGAUCUCCCACCACUGGGGAACCCCGACAUCCUGGAGGGGGAAAACGACCUAACGGCUCUCAGCUUCCUCCACGAGCCUGCCGUGCUGCACAACCUGCGGGUUCGAUUCCUGGACUACAGCAGCAUCUACACGUACUGCGGUAUUGUUUUAGUGGCCAUCAAUCCCUAUGAGCAGCUCCACAUCUAUGGAGAGGAGGUAAUAGAUGCCUACAGUGGUCAGGACAUGGCCGACAUGGAACCUCACAUCUUUUCAGUGGCAGAGGAAGCCUACCGCACCAUGACCAGGGAGGAGAAAAACCAGUCCAUCAUCAUCAGUGGGGAGUCUGGCUCGGGGAAAACGGUCUCAGCCAAAUUCACAAUGCGAUACUUUGCUGUGGUUGGAGGAGCAGCACAGCAGACCAGCGUGGAGGACAGAGUCCUGGCUUCUAACCCAAUCAUGGAGUCUAUUGGGAAUGCUAAAACCACUCGAAAUGACAACAGCAGUCGUUUUGGUAAAUACAUCGAGAUUGGCUUCGGCAGGAAGGGCGACAUCAUUGGGGCUAAGAUGAGGACGUAUCUACUGGAGAAGUCGAGGGUCGUCUUCCAGGCAUCGGCAGAGAGAAACUACCACAUAUUCUACCAGCUGUGUGCCUCCAGAGAGCUGCCUGAGAUGAGAUGCCUCAAACUGGAUGCACCUGAGCGUUUCCGCUACACCAGCCAGGGAGGAGAGAUGCAGAUACCUGGUGCUGAUGAUCUGUCAGACCUGGAGUGCACUCGCAAUGCUUUCACCGUUCUGGGUGUGCAGCCUCACCAGCAGAUGGAGCUCUUCAGGGUCCUGUCAGCUGUCCUCCACCUGGGAAAUGUCAACAUCCAAGCCAGUGGGAGAAGUUCUGAUAGGAGUUAUAUUGAAGCAGACGACCGCGCUCUGGCUGUCUUCUCCAAGCUGCUCGGAGUCGAAGGGCCUCAGAUGGCCCACUGGCUGUGCCAUCGCAGGCUGGCUGUGGGGGGAGAGAUGCUGGUCAAACCCAGAACCGGGCAGCAGGCUGCAGAAGCCAGAGACGCACUGGCCAAACACAUCUACGGCCAGUUGUUCACAUGGACUGUCCAGAGACUCAACUCUGCCCUGCGCACCCAGAGGGGACAGUCCAGAUCCUUCAUUGGGGUGCUGGAUAUAUAUGGGUUUGAGACCUUUGAUCGGAACAGUUUUGAGCAGUUCUGUAUAAAUUAUGCGAAUGAAAAGCUCCAGCAGCAGUUUAACAGGCAUGUGUUCCACUUGGAGCAGGAGGAGUAUCUCCGGGAGGAGCUGGCCUGGAGCAGGAUUGAGUUCAUUGACAAUCAGCUGUGCAUCAACCUCAUAGAGGGACAACUGGGCCUGUUUGAUCUGUUGGAUGAGGAAUGCAGGAUGCCCAAAGGCUCAGACGAGAGCUGGGUGCGGAAGCUGUACGACCAACACCUGAGCAGCAAGCCCCAGCAGCACUUCCAGAAACCCCGCAUGUCAAACAGCGCCUUCAUCGUUCUGCACUUCGCUGACACGGUGCAGUAUGAAUGUGAAGGCUUUUUAGACAAGAAUCGAGGCACAGUCUUUGAGGAGCUUGUAAACAUUCUUAAAGCGAGUCAGUCGGAGCUUGUGGCCGAGUUGUUUCAGCAGCAGGACGUGGACGUGUCCACUGUGGCCAAUGGAAGUGUUCGCUCGGGGAAAAGGGCCACCAGAGAACACAGACUGACCGUGGGCUUCCAGUUCCGUCAGUCCUUACAGAUGCUGAUGGACACCCUGAACAGCACCACUCCCCACUAUGUCCGCUGCAUCAAACCCAACGACCUCAAGGAGGCUUUUAUUUUUGACCCGAAGAGGACAGUGCAGCAGCUGAGAGCCUGUGGGGUGCUGGAGACAAUUCGUAUCAGUGCUGCAGGUUAUCCAUCCAGGUGGACGUAUGAGGAGUUCUUCAGCAGGUACCGUGUGCUUCUCCGAGGGCCUCAGAGUCAGGAGCAGGCCCAGGCCUCCUGCAGACGGACCCUGCCUCAGGUCAUCUCAGACCCGGACCAGUACUGCUUCGGAAAGACCAAAGUAUUUUUUAGGGCCGGCCAGGUGGCUCUCCUGGAGCGGCUGAGAGCCGAGCGGCUGCGCGUGGCUGCGGUGACCAUCCAGAGCCGGGUCAGAGGAUGGCUGUCACGGAUCAGAUACACCAGGAUCCUCUGGGCAACUGUCACCAUACAGAGACACUGCAGAGGAGCUCUGGCCAGACGACUGGCCCUGACCCUGCGCUUCACCAAGGCUGCCUUAGUGAUCCAGAGGACCUACCGCAUGGUGGUGGUCAGACGCUUGUUCCUCAUCAUCCGCCAGGCCACUGUCACCAUCCAGGCCUUCACCAGGGGCAAACUGGCUCGCCGCAGAUACAGACAGUUGGUGGCAGAGCGUGCCGCCGUGUUGCUCCAGGCGAGAGUGCGUGGGUGGUUGGCGAGGCAGGCGUACAGGCGAGUGCGUGCUGCUGUGGUGUUCAUGCAGUGCUGCGUGCGCCGCAGGGCCGCCAGGAGAGAGCUGCUGCAACUGAAGACCGAGGCCCGCUCAGUGGAGAGGUACAGAGAGCUCAACAAGGGCAUGGAGGUCAAACUGAUGCAACUGCAGUUACGGGCUGACCAGGAGGCCAGAGAGAGUGCUUCUAUGAGAGAGACCCUGUGCACAGAGCGAGAGGCCGCCAGCUCUGAGCUGGAGGCUCUGAGGGUGAGGAUACAGAGACUGGAGGGCCAGAAGCAUGAGAAACCCCAGCCCUGCCCAGACAUCAGUGAGAAGGAGGUGGAGAAGAGGAGGAGAGCCCAGGAGAAGGCUGCGCAGGAGAUCCUUCAGCUCACGCAGGAGUUACAAACUCUGCAGAGAGAAAAGGAGAGCUUUGACAAAGAAAGACAGGAACUCUCCGCUCGCCUGCUCGAACAAGAAAAAGCUCAAGAAGAAUGCGUCCACCAGGCUGUGUCUCAGGCGAGUGCAGCUCUGAGGGUGGAGCUGGACGAAGAGAGGCGGAAGCACCAGGGACUCCUGAGAGAGUUCACCAGACUGGAGCAGAGAUAUGACAACCUUCGAGAGAUGAGUUUGCUCACUGAGCGCACCAAUGGCCACAGAAGGACCGACUCCAGUCUGAGCUUGGAGCCUCUCUCUCCCUCACCCACCGCGCUGUCACCCCAGUGUCUCACCCCACUCUCCCUGUCACCCUUCCCAUCUGCCUUCCCCUCCCCAGAGGAGGUCCGCAGGGUCACCGGGACGUCUCCAUGCCUGGAGCGGAGACUCCCAUUUUGGAGCUCAGAAACACCGAUGGACGCCUUAAUGGAGAAGAUGGAUGUGCCCAAAGCCGUGAAGAUGGGAGGAGAGGACCUGGCACUUGCCUACGAUGCCGUACGAGUGGCCAACAAGUUUCUGGAGAGUCAGCUGCAUAACCAUCGCAGUCAGUGGGAGGAGGAGCAGGAAGCUCUGAGGCGCCAGCUCAGACAAACAAUCUCUGGUGCUUCCUCUGCCGCGCCGCGACAGGAGCUGCAGGAGCUGCUGGAGGCCAGAGAACUGGAGUGUGUCAAACUGAGGCGAGAGCUGAAGGCGCUGAGAAACACGGUCUCACUCAGAUGGCGCCUCACUCAAGAUCCACCAUCAGCGUUGACCCCAGAGACCUUGUCCUGUCCAUCCCGACCACAGUCGGCAUCAGUCACCGGUUUGCUCGAGUGUAGAAAGAGAGAUGAAACUAAGCUCAUGAAGAACCUCAUCACAGACAUCCGUGUGGACAGUGCCCUGUCUCUGCCUCCUGGUCUACCUGCCAGCGUGCUUUUCCUGUGCGUCCGCCAGGCCGACUGCAGCCGGGACCAAGCUCACGCUCGCUCGCUCUGCAGCGCUGCUGUCACUGCUGUGAAGGCCGCUCUGAAGAAACAUAGCAACAAUACAGACAUGACAUCUCUGUGGCUGAAGAAUGCUUGUGUGUUGCACGACCUGUUGACCCAGCACUCGCUGAAACAGACCCAUGAUUCAAGUGAUCUGGUUCCACUGACGACUGACCUGAGCGACCUCAUCCGCGCCCUGAGUGACCUCUGUAUCCAGGCCUAUCAGCAGCUCCUCUCCAUCACCGAGACACACCUGCAAAACAUCAUAGUCCCCGCCCUGCUGGAGACCGAGACCAUCCCCGGUCUCUCUGGCUCAGCGAUGAAGUUGGGAGCAUCCAGGAAGCGGACAGCCUCAGACCCCCGGACUGUGGCUGGUGUUGCUCCCACUAUGGCGUUGGUGUUGAGGGAGCUGGGAGCCCUCCACACCGCCCUGUCCCACCAGGCUCUGCCCACGAUGCUGGUGGAACAGGCCUUUCAGCAGCUCACCUACCUCAUCUCUGCCUCCGUGCUGAACAGCCUGCUGCUGCGGAAAGACAUGUGCUGCUGGACUCGUGGCAUACAAAUACGCUACAACGUGAGCCUGUUGGAGGAGUGGCUGCGUAGCCGCGACCUGCAGGCAGGGGGCGCUGUGGCUCCACUGGAGCCUCUCAUCCAGGCGGCUCAGCUGCUGCAGACAGGGAAGAAAACUGAGGCGGAGGCAAAGGCCCUUGUUCAGACCUGCACUGCGCUGUCCAGCCAGCAGAUUGUAAAGAUCCUCACCCUCUACACUCCCCACAGUGACCUUGAAGAGAGAGUCACACUGAAUUUCAUCCGCACCGUCCAGGGGCUUCUGAAAGGACGUGAUGGUCAGCCUCCGCAGCUCCUGAUGGAUGUGAGGCGAGUGUUUCCUGUCACUUUCCCCGACUUGCCCCCCGCUGCCCUCCGCGCUGAGCAGUUAGUCAUCCCAGACUCCCUCAAGAUCUCCUUUCUACGCCGAGCCUAGAAAACUGGACGUUAGCCUCUUCAGUUCCGUAUCACGUCCAACAACUUUUAUUAUGUGUUGUGACUUUCAUUCCCUUUUUAGGGAAACUCAUUUGAUGGAUUAACCUGUUGAGGGUCAGUGGUCAAAAAUGUCCAUAUCAGCUAAUUAACCAGCUAGUUAAUACAAAUUUUAUUUUACUUUAUGAAUUCAAAAUUGGCCAUUUACAUAAAGCAAAAAUUGCAGCUACAUUUUAACAAACAAGGGAUGAAAUGAAGCUUUUUUUCCAGAUUUUAUUGGAAGCAAAAACACAGUGGAACCACAGUCCCAAUUAACCCCCAAUAAGAACAAAAAAGGAAAAAAAAUUUGAGACAUCUUGUGUAUAAAAAAAUUCUCAUGCGAGUACUUUGUACCACUACACAUCAUCAGUAAUACAUAUUUAUAUAUUCACAACCAUUUUGAAAAAUAGAAAACAAUAAUGAAUUAUCCAAAAUAAAGGAGACAAAAAUUGGCAAUUAA